AUUCCUGUUAAUAAUUUCUUAGACAUCCAUAGUCCCAAAUCGCUACAUCUGUGAUUAAAAUAUUGUUGUUAAAUUUAAUAAAAUCUUAGUGUCCGUCUCCAAACGACCAAACUUCAGCCUCGUGAACCUUCGUGAACAGUUGCUUCAACUUGCCCCGAGCUCAGCGUCACUAUACUGUCAUGGCAGCGCCCAUGGCUGACUGGCCAGGAUGGUUCCCUGCUUUAGCAAUUGGGGUAACCUUCCUCAAGUGUCUUUUGAUAAACACAUAUCAUUCCACAGAUUUUGAAGUUCAUAGAAACUGGCUUGCAAUCACACACAGUCUACCCGUUUCCCAAUGGUACUUUGAGGACACUUCAGAAUGGACCCUGGACUAUCCUCCCUUUUUCGCCUGGUUUGAGUAUUGCCUGUCGCAUGUGGCCAAACAUUUUGACAAAGAAAUGCUAGUUGUGCAGAAUCUCAGCUAUGCAAGCCCAGCCACCAUUCUGUUCCAAAGACUCUCGGUCAUACUUGUGGAUGUGGUGUUUCUCUACGCGGCGCGAGAGUGCUCUAAAACCGUGGGAGACAACAAGGUGAAGGAAGUUCUUGGAAAACCGUCCUUUGUGUGUGCGGCUCUGCUGGUGUGGAACUUCGGCCUGCUGAUUGUUGACCACAUCCAUUUUCAGUACAAUGGCUUCCUGUUUGGCAUAUUGCUUCUGUCCAUCGCAAGACAUUGUCAAAGUAGACACCUAGAGGGCGCCCUUCUCUUUGCCAUCCUGCUGAAUCUGAAGCACAUUUUCCUGUACAUCGCACCUGCCUACGGUAUCUUCCUGUUGAGGUCUUACUGCUUCACAUCAAACAACUCAGAUGGCUCAAUAAAGUGGAGAAACUUCAGUGUGGUCCGAUUGGCAGCUCUGGGGACCAUUGUCCUGUCUGUCUUUGCGGUGUCUUUUGGCCCGUUCAUCGCUAUGGGCCAGCUGCCCCAAGUCCUGUCCAGGCUGUUCCCCUUUAAGCGGGGCCUGUGCCACGCCUACUGGGCCCCCAACAUAUGGGCCCUCUACAACGUAGCAGACAAAGGCAUGGCCAUACUAGGGGUGAAGCUGAAGCUCUUGGAUGCUGAUAAGCUGCCCAAGGCGUCGAUGACCGGAGGGCUCGUGCAGGAGUUUCAGCACUCGGUUCUGCCCUCCGUCAGUCCCCUGGUCACGCUGCUCUGCACACUGCUCUCCAUCACUCCGGCUCUGCUCCACUUGUGGUUCCGGCCCAGUGGACCCAGAGGAUUCCUGCGCUGCGUGGUCAUCUGUGCUCUGGGCUCCUUCCUGUUUGGCUGGCACGUCCACGAGAAAGCCAUCCUCAUGGCCAUACUUCCUCUAAGUUUGCUUGCUGUGGAGAGCAGAGCGGAGGCUCGGACGUUCCUCCUGCUGACCACUACUGGACACUACUCGCUGUUCCCGCUCCUGUUCACGGCUCCAGAGCUGCCCAUCAAAGUGCUCCUCAUGGUGCUGUUUACAGUGUUCUCCUGCACGUCAUUGAAGACUCUUUUCAGUAAGGAGGGCAGCGUGCUGGGUGCAGUGGAGGGGCUGUACCUGGCGGGGCUGGUGCCCCUGGAGCUGCUGAGUGGGUGGCUGUACCCGCUGAGCCCCUGGCACAGCUCCAUGCCCUUCGCCCCCCUCCUCCUCACCUCCACCUACUGCGCCCUCGGGGUCACCUACGCCUUCUGCAGCCUCUACCUGACUCUGCUCACCAGCCAGCCCCCCAGACACAAGGACAAGUCUCUGUGAGGGAGUGUGUGUGUGUGUGAAUACGGAACCCUCGGAGUCAUCUACUCCUUCUGCAGACUAUCUCUAAAGAGACCUGUCUCUACUGAUGGGCCAGUCUGUCAAAACAUAAGGAUACGUUUGUGUGUGUGUGUGUGUGUGUGUGUGUGUGUGUUUGUGUGUGUGUGUGUGUGUGUGUGUGUGUGUGUGUGUGUACAUACUGUAUGACCAUUUAUGCUUGUAUGCAUGUUUUCGUGAGAAUGACUGUGUGUGUGCCUGUGAGUGUGUUAAUGGGAUGCAUACAUAUAGUUACUAUUGCACUUA
This is a messenger RNA of Sardina pilchardus (European sardine), 2054 nucleotides long. RefSeq names its product ALG8 alpha-1,3-glucosyltransferase (gene alg8). The transcript has 13 exons. Gene Ontology annotation, molecular function: dolichyl pyrophosphate Glc1Man9GlcNAc2 alpha-1,3-glucosyltransferase activity. Bases 180 to 1754 code for a protein of 524 amino acids. Lineage: Eukaryota; Metazoa; Chordata; Actinopteri; Clupeiformes; Clupeidae. The record is from RefSeq and is a predicted model, not a curated record. Gene Ontology annotation, cellular component: endoplasmic reticulum membrane. Gene Ontology annotation, biological process: protein N-linked glycosylation.